AUGAACCGCCUCGGGCUGGCGGGGGCCAAAUACAGACGGCUCUUCACACGGCAGACGCUCUUGAUCGCCCUCGCGCUGUGCAUCGUCUGGAUACUCGGCGUGCAGUUCCGCGGUGACAUCACGCAGCAAUGGUCGGAUCUUGGUUUGCCAGACACGCGGAAACGACCACAGCGCAUGCCCACACACAAUGUACUACCGCCACUAGCUGAACGCGUGGCCUGCCAUGGCCCCCGCGGCCAUCUGCUCGGGCAGAGCCCCGACGACGAUUUGGUGGAGAGCGAAGUGGAUGGCCCGUACCCGAUGCCUUGGGCGGGCAACUACGAGGAAACCGGCCUCAACCUGACCAUGAUGUCGGUGAGGCAGCGAUACGGGCCGUAUGGUUUCGGUGACAACCGCAGCGACUACAAAAGGCAAAAGGUGGAUUGGGACCAGGUCGAUUGGGGCCAGCUGCAGAACGACUGUUUCCAGCGCAACAGGGACCGCUUCCCGAUGGCCGCCACCCGGUUCGAGGACACCCGCAUCACGAAGCCCCGGUUCAGCUUCCGCGAGUCGACGAAGAUCCCCCCCGUCCGCCACUGGCACGAGUUCGAGGCGUCGCGGCGCACGGCAAUCGUGGUGCGCGCCUGGCGCGGGUACGAGUACCUGCCCGAGGACAUGUACUAUCUCCGGUCGCUCGUCGCCGAGACGGCCCUCAAGACGGGCGGCGAGUACCAGGUCAUCUUGCUCGUCGACAUGAAGGAUUACGAAGGUUAUGAGAAUGACAUCUUCUCAUCCGACGAUGCAUACGCUCGAGGUCUCGAGGACGCUGGCGUUCCCCCCGAGUUCCAAUCCAUCACCCUUUUGUGGUCGGUUCGCCUACUCGAGGACUGGUAUCCCAUGAUUGAAGAACACCGGACUAUGUGGCAGGUGUUCCAGCCGAUGCAGCUCCUCGCACUGCACUACCCCGAGUUCGACCACUUCUGGCAGCUCGAGCUGGACAUGCGGUUCCUCGGCGACGCGGGCAAGUUCCUCGACCGGCUCGCAGCCACGGCGCGCAACGAACCGCGCAAGCAGGCGCUCGAGCGGUCCACCUUCUGGCACAUGAUCGCCGAGAUCGGCGACUACGGCGAGUUCUUCGCGGCGGUCAACGAGGCCAACCGGGGCGGGUCGCACGCGUGGGGCCCGCUCAAAGUGAACGAGAUCCUACCCAUCGGGCCCGAGCCUCCCGUGGCGGACCCGCGCGACGAAAACUUCGAGUGGGGCGUUGGCGAGGAGGCCGACGUAAUCACCACCUCGUAUUGCAUGGACGCGCUCAUCCCCAACGAGUGGGUGUUCAAGAACUGGAUCCACGGCUUCCGCACAGGCCCGCGCACCCCGCGCUUUUACUGCCCGCCGGCUAUCCAGCGCGGCUCGCGCAGCCUCUACCUCGCCAUCCACCAGGCCCAGAUGGAGCAGGGCGUGCGCAUCCCCUCGGAAGCUACGCUCCCGUCCUUCGCGCUCUGGCACGGCCUCAAGCUUGCCUUCCCGCAGCACCCCGUCUUCCACCGCGACAAGGACAACCACCAGGACCGGCGCGGCUGGUGGCGCGGCGGGCCCCGCGCCAGCUCCACCGGCCUCGGCCCGGACGACUCGGCCCACCCCAACGGCCGCGGCCUGACCUUCUGGUGGGAGUCGACCUGGGCCAAGAACGUCUUCAACGAGUGGUACGGCCGCAAGCUCGACGGCAACAAGCCCCGCCCCUGGAUCAUCAAGGAGUGGGACAAUGAGCUGUGGCUGCCGAAUAUGAUGCUCCAUCCGGUGAAGCAUGUGGUGCCCAAGAAAUAG
Molecule: messenger RNA, 1803 nt
Organism: Chaetomium globosum CBS 148.51
Lineage: Eukaryota; Fungi; Ascomycota; Sordariomycetes; Sordariales; Chaetomiaceae
Exons: 3
Coding region: 1-1803 (600 amino acids)
Source: RefSeq, a predicted model, not a curated record